Molecule: messenger RNA, 4640 nt
Organism: Anopheles gambiae (African malaria mosquito)
Lineage: Eukaryota; Metazoa; Arthropoda; Insecta; Diptera; Culicidae
Product: homeobox protein unc-4
Exons: 6
Coding region: 993-3215 (740 amino acids)
Biological process (GO): regulation of transcription by RNA polymerase II
Cellular component (GO): nucleus
Molecular function (GO): sequence-specific double-stranded DNA binding; DNA-binding transcription factor activity, RNA polymerase II-specific
Source: RefSeq, a predicted model, not a curated record
AUCUCAUCGCGGGCUCAUUUCACUUCACCAUUUCAUGUUAGGAUUCCAGCCGCGCUCGUACUCCGGGACACUCGGGCAGCGCAAAACGCAAAAGGUGUCGUUCGUGCUGGUUGGUGGUGGUGUUGUGUGUUGUGUGCCGGGCCGCGUAUUAACGGUUGGCGUGCGCGUCGUCGUGUUGGGUGUUUUGGGUGGUUUGUCUGCGAUAACGUGUGCUGCGGUGUUGGCGUUUUUUCUUUGUUUUUGUUGGUUGUUCGCAGUCGAAUUUAGCACGCCAACCUGUGACGUGUCCGAUGCGAUGAUGCUACUUGUCGAUGGGUGGUGUGGCGUACGGGGGUAAUAGCAAUAGCGUAAUAGCCUAUAAAACAAAUGAUAAAAAGAAGAGUAUUUUGCAAUAGAGAGUGAGUGAGAGUGAGGGGGCGAAUGAGAGUGUCCUUUUCUCAGUGUGUGGACUCAGUAACGAUAACAUUCACGGUGAUUCGUCGUAGUAGGCUGCCACGUUGUGUGUUUACAGUGCUUAACGGGGAGGGCUACGCGUGUGUUUGUGAGUGUUGGUGCGAUUGUGUUGGUGCGUUUAAUUGUGUAACAAUUAUCCAAGUAAGCGCCAUGGUGAUGUGGGGGUUUGCACGAGGAUGUUGAUAGUAUAAUGCGCUGGCCGUUAGCCACUGAGUCGCGCCUGGGGCGUGUACUGCCCCGUUGGGCUGCCACAGACAAGCAUUCGAAACAGCUCCUUGCAUAACUUGUGCAUCACGCCAGACAAGGGAAGUCUUGCGAGCGAAUAGAGCAAUUUAGGAAGUCGCCAAAGUCAAAGCCAGCAGAUCCGAACACAGUCACAAAGCAAUGUGUAUGGCAAAGCAGUAGGUCAGAGCGGUCAGCAACAGAGAGCCUGUCCCAGGAGCCCUUACAACGCCUUGUUGGGGCGCGCCUGCAGGCUUAAAUUGUUGCCUUUCCAUACGUGCCACAGAGCAAACCACACGUCUGGAGGGUCCGCGCGAAUGCGAAGCAUGAAUCUGGAGCCCUUGCCCCGAACCGAAACGAUACACGUCACCGCACCGGCCGCAGCGGCGGCAGCAGCAGCAGCAGCCGCGGCCCUCCACCGUCCCGUACAGACCAUGCCGCAGCGGUCACCGUUCGCGAUCCAGGAGCUGCUCGGGCUGGGCAGCAGCGGCGAGUCGACGCGGCCCAGUGGCGUCGUGUCGGCGGUCACACCGUCCCUCUAUCCGACCACCGUCGGGCAGGCCUCGUUCGCGGCGGCGGCCGCCGCCGCCGGCUGUGCCGAUCCGCACCAGAUGCAGAUGGCGGCGGCCUCGCGGAUGGCGUACUUUAACGCGCACGCCGCCGUUGCCGCCGCCUUUCUGCCCCACAACAUUGCGAGUGCGGCCGCCGGCGGUGGGUCGCUGCAGCUGCACUCGGCACAGUCAGCCAACAAUUUCACACACUUAAAGUCAACCUUUGGCGGUGGUGGCGGUGCGUGCUUACCGGGUGGUGGUGUAGACUCCAGCAAAGACUUUACCAUCGACGGGCUAAAUAGUUAUGGCAAGAAGAAGAAGAAGAAACGAAGACACAGUCGAACGAUAUUUACCAGCUACCAACUGGACGAGCUCGAGAAGGCCUUCAAGGAAGCGCACUAUCCGGAUGUGUACGCCCGGGAAAUGCUUUCCCUCAAAACGGAUCUCCCAGAGGACAGGAUACAAGUGUGGUUUCAGAACCGGCGGGCGAAAUGGCGCAAGACUGAAAAGUGCUGGGGCCGCAGCACGAUCAUGGCCGAGUACGGGCUGUACGGGGCGAUGGUGCGGCACUCGCUACCGCUGCCGGAAACGAUCCUCAAGUCGGCGAAAGAGAACGAAACCGUCGCGCCCUGGCUGCUAGGUAUGCAUCGACCGUCGGGCGACUCGGCGGCAGCGGCGGCCGCCACGGACGAGCCGGAACCGAACGGUGGCGGCGGCGGCGGUGGCGGCGGCGUCGGCGGACAGCGCCUGCUCGACUACUAUCGCAACUACACCCGUGACCCAACCACUGACAUUAACUUGUCCGUAUCCGUUUCGUCUGCAGGCAUGCACAAGAAGUCGCUCGAGGCGGCCGAAACGCUCAAAAACUCCGAAGAUAACAGUGACCGUGAAGAGACACGGACGGAGUCGAGCGAAACGAGCGGCGGCUCGGCGGCCGCCCUCCACUGCACCCUCGGCUCCUCGCCCCUCAAGUCGCCCCCGCUCGCGUCGGACGGGUCCGGGUGCGGUCGGGGCGACUGCGGCGCGGAUGGUGCUGGCGGACGAGACGGCACCGGAGGGGGAGGUGGGGGAGGAAUGGGAGGGAAUGGGGCACCGCUGAACGGCAAGCACGGCAGCAGCGCCGGGGCGGCGCGAUCGUCCGCAAUGGCGAAAGUUUCGCGGUACGGGUCACCGACCGGUGGGCGGCCGCACUCACCCUCCGUCACACCACCGGCCCCGGUACAUCCGCACCAUCCGCCACCAUCCGCUCACCCGUCCUCGCUAGCAGCCCAUCCGCUGGGGGGCCACCCGGUCUCCAGCAGCCACAGCUCGAUGCACCCUUCGCCCACGACAACGACCAUGACGGCCAGCACGGGCAGCGGGAUCAAGCUGCAGCCACGAUCGCCACCGCUCGGGACAUCGCUGGCGGCGGGCGGGGCCGGCAGCGGGGACCACCAUUCGCCAGUUGGGCAUGGACCGCACGGACCGCACCAUACGGCCGGCAUUCCGCCCGGGCUGCCGGGCGAUGGCGGCGGCGGCGGCGACUUUCUGCACACUGCCACCAACAACAACUAUCACCCCGAAAACGACCACGAAGCGUUUAGGUGGGUUGACUACAAGGAUCCGGUCGCGUUCAUACGGAACAACUCAAUCGCUUGCCUCCGAGCGAAGGCCCAAGAGCAUCAGGCCCGGCUGCUCAACAGUGGACUCCUGCUCCAGGUGCGCUCGCUGGCCGGUCUGCAAACGCAUCCCGCCUUCGACGGGGGCUCCGUGCCGUCGCUCGGCUCCCCGUACGAUGGGUCCUGCUCGAUCGCGGGCCAUGCCGCCCUGCACGCCCAGCAGCAGCGCACACCGCCCCCUUCCCAUCCAGCGCAAGCCCCGCUCGACGGGACGCUCACGUCCGCCGCGCUACUCGAAAUCGAUCGACAGCGGGCCGACGCGAACAGCAGCAAUGGGUCCGCGAUCUCGGUGAAGGGUGCGAGCAGCAGCCCCAACGUCAGCACUUUUUGACAGCAUUUAUAAGCGCGCCUCACCUUCUCGUAACCCGAAAGCCUACUAUCUACUACUACUACUGCUACUUCGAAACACACAACCAUCACAACAGACACUAACACAAACCGCACACCAUUCAACGGCUCGUCCGAUUUUUGUGUAGCAAAGAGGAAACAUCAAUAAAACAAACAAGUACAACGAAUCGAAACGAAUCGAUCAUUAUUUAGGGGAUGUAAAACAAAACAAAAAAACCAAAGAGGGCGAAAUCGUAACCAGUGAGGACAGUGUCUCUGGCUCUGUACAUUUGAAUUUGAAAUAAAAAAGGAUCGCUUUCCUCCGGCUAUAUGCACCGUUGUGGUGUGGUUUUUUUUUCUUUCCCACACAGGGCUUUUGUUUAAACUGUGCGAGAUUAUUGGUGAAUAAAGCAUACAAGGAAAGGGAUGAUUUUUGUACAUACUGCAGCAUAAUAUCGUUAUGUCAAACAAACACACAUACACACAAGCAUUCAUUUUUCUUCCUGUUUUUUUUUUAAUGUGCAAUCUCUGAAAAUCUGAAAUGAGCCUAAACUCUUAAAUGAAAUUGCGAAAAGGGGGGAGGAAAAAGUAAAGUAUAAUAAUAUAACAGUAUAAUUUAGGAUUUAGGUGAUACAGUAAAUACGUAACUAAGUGCGUGGUCCGGGAACGAAGAUAGAAAAAGCAGAAGCAGAAGAACAACGUUCCGGGCUAAAUAAUAACUUAUAAGUGGAAACAGUAGCAGUAUAGGAAAGGACAGUGACAAAAGUUGGAAGGAAAAUAAGAAAAAAACACACACACACAAAUGUUCACAAAUUCAUCAUUCAUCCGAUCGUGUCCUAACCGAUCGAUUGAGAUCGCAUUGUAUAUAAAGAAUUUAAAAAAAAAAGUGAAAACAUGAAUUAAUUUAUUUCAAAAACCUAAAACUGUUGUCAGGUGAACGAGAACUGAAGGAAGAAAAAAAACAAUUUAAAGGACACGAAAAGGCAGUAAAAAAUGACAAAACAUUAGAUAAGCACAAUCAGCCAACCAUUUCAAACAAUCCACAAAAGGCAACAUACAAACAAACUAUACCCCACAAACAACUUGUAAUACAUAGAUAGGAACACUCUGUGCAAGGAGUAAGAUGGGCUCUAAGUUCUAAUGAUGGUUUUAUGAGUUCAGUUCAAUUGUUACAAGCAAUUCAUUUACUUGUGCGUUCCGCUCUACUGUCGAUUGUAGCAAACUACACAACAACACAAAACCGAUUUCUUCAACAAACAGAAAACUAUGUAUAAUUAAACUAGCACACACACACACAGCUAGAAGUCUACAAUCGCUAGGAAACGUAUGUGUGUGUGCUGAAAGUUGGAGCUGGAGUUGGAAACCGAAGCGAACAAACACGAAUUAAAAGCAUUGCAAAUAAACAAGUGUAUCAUGUGAACAUUUAAAA